GCCCUUUCACUGAUGUCCCAGCCCAUCCAGCCUUAGAAGCGGGAAUGCAGGUACAUCCAUGUCUUUGCUCUUGCAGCUCUGCUGGCCUCUGAGCUCGAUCUUUGGGUCUUGCCUUCCCCUCCACAAGGGUUCAGGUGUACUCUGGUUUCGUUAAAGCUUCCUCAAAGCUUUGGACAAAUCAUGCUUUGCACAGUGAAGAGUCAGACACGCUGCCGGCUGGACAGCUGUCAAGAGGCAACCGAUCAUAGAGCAGGAUGCCGGUGACCUUUGAGGAGGUGGCUGUGUAUUUCACCCAGGGGGAAUGGGCCCUGCUGGACCCGGGUCAGAGAGCUCUCUACAGGGACGUCAUGCAGGAGAACUAUGAGAACGUGAUCUCGCUGGGUUUUCCAAUUCCCAAGCCCAGCGUGAUCUCCCAGCUGGACCGAGGGGAAGAGCCAUGGGUCCCCAAUGUCCAGGGGUCCCAGGCUAGAGAGGUCCUGAGAAACAUCCCCAGAGGUGAUGAGAUUGUGAGCGAAGAGAAUCCUUGUCCAGCAGGUCCUGAGAGAAUGGAACCAAAGGGGACGUUGCUGGGAAGGUGUGAAGUGGAUGAUCCCCAGAGUCCUGGGCAGGGACAAGCCCCAGAAACUCAGUGCAGGCCAGAGAAGCAGCAGGGAAACCCCCCAGGGAAGACACUGGGUGAAUCCACUCACCGAGGGGGAGGUUCGGAGGAUCCCAAUGAGGCCACGAUCCAGCCAAGAACCUGCACUAAGGAGAAGCGGUUUGAAUGUGCUGAGUGCAGGAAACGCUUCAGUUGUAAAGAACACCUUAUUAGACAUCAGAGAUCUCACACAGGAGAGACCCCCUAUUACUGCCCUGAGUGUGGAAAACAAUUCAAUGACCAAUCAAUCCUUAUUAGACAUCAGCGAACCCGCACAGGAGAGAGACCCCAUAAGUGCCCUGACUGCGGGAAAUGUUUCAGUCAGAGGUCAGGCCUUAUUAUGCAUCAGACGAUCCACAUGGGAGAGAAAUGGCAUAAAUGCCCUGACUGUGGACAAACCUUCACUCAGAGAGGGCAUGUGACUAGGCAUCGGAGGACUCACACGGGCGAGAGACACUACGGAUGCCCCGAGUGUGGAAAAAGGUUCGCUUCCACCUCUGACCUUAUUGUACACCAGAGAGUCCACAUGGGAGAGAAACCCUAUAACUGCCCCGACUGUGGGAAAAGCUUCAGUCACAGCCAUCACCUUACUGACCAUCGGAGAAUCCACACAGGAGAGAGACCCUAUAUCUGCCCCGACUGUGGGAAGAGCUUCAAAAGUAAAUCUGGCUUCAAAAUCCAUCGGAGAAGGCACACGGGAGAGUGCCCCUAUCAAUGUUCCAUCUGUGGGGAAAGAUACAAGACCAGGACCUCUCUAACACGCCACAUGAAACGCCAUACAGACUAGUGCCGGCCACUUCCCCUCCUCCUCUCUCUGCAUCUGUAGAGAUGGGAAGAAUCAUGGGGAUAAUGAACAGUUGCCCAAUUCCCUAGAGAAUCAAGUGACACCACUAUUGACGUGUGUGCUGUGUGUCUCAAUAAGAUGGAGGCACCAGGCAAGUGACAUUAUUAUUAUUACUGUAUUGCAGUAUUCUCUAACCCUCUCCCAUCCCUUCCCAGCUAUCUCUGUCAGGGGCAGGCUGAAAGAUUUAGCUGAAGUUCCUUGUCCCUGUUUUCAGCCCGGGGCUCCGUUCACAUUAUUGCAUACUGGGAUUAUUCCUGAAAUUGCCGCCCUGGGAGGCAUUUUCUCCCCAUUUCUGCAUGGGGUGGCAGGGAGAGGUCUGAAAUUUCUGGGAAGUCAGGUGUCUGUGGAGUCUUUAUUGCUCAUUGAAUGAUUUUCUCAGUAUUGUUCAGUUAUUUGUUCCCUCCCCCAAAAUAAGAUGCAAAUAAAACUUCUGGCAAAUCUCAUUUUCCUGAGCAGCCUGGGAAUUUCAUUGGUUCUUGAGCUCUGGGAGGGGGAGAGGCCAAGUGUCCCAGACUGGGCAAUUUGUUUCCCUCUGCAGGAAUCACUCAUUCCCCCAUGUUCAGCCCUUUCACUGAUGUCUUGGCCCAUCCAGCUUUAGAAGCGGGAAUGCAGGUACAUCCGUGUCUUUGCUCUUGCAGCUCUGAUGGCCUCUGGCUUGAUCUUUGGGUCUUCCCUUCCCCUCCACAAGGGGUUGAAUUGGGGCAGGAGAGAAACAGCCUCAGAAAUAGAAUCCAGGAGCCCUGGCCAGGUGGCAGCCUCAGAGGACACACACAGCUGGAGACGAUGGGUAGAUGGACAUUUCCAGAUGGGGAGCAGCCCAUCUCUGUCUCUCCAGCAGCGUCUCCAGCAUCUGUCCCUGCUGCUGUGUGACUCCAGGGCAGAAUUGUGACAUUUCCCAUGGACACAGAGCAGCUGCAGGGCCAGAACAUCCUGUGUGUGUAAGAUGGCAAAGCUGGGUAGGUGGGGGUGAGAAUAAUUUGCCAUGCAGAGACCGUAUGGGAGGGCAAACAUGGGCAGCACGACUGGCUGAGGGAGACUGACAAGAGGCCGGGAGUCGGAGCCAAGGACCCAGGAGUUUUCCAUGUGAUAAAACAUCAGCAAAGGCCAGUGUGAUUCUCAGGCAAAGACAGCCCACAGAGCGGAGCAGGGAGGGGAGAGUCACUCUAGUCUCUGCACAGCUCUGGGGACACCCACCUGGGAGCCUGGACCCAGCUGGCUGCCCUGGGCCCUGAACUGCCAGGAUCCUGAUAUUCCUGUUUCAUGGCUCCCAUUCCGGGGGAUUUCUUAAUGAAACAGGACUGUGCCCAAAGAACUCCUGGGAGGGGAAAGUUGCUUCAGGCACUCUUCUGUGGGACUGCAGAGAACCGGGAAUCUCCCAGGUGUUUGCCAGAUCAAAUUCAUUAGUGCCGUAUCUUCAUAAUUUACCAUACUGCUCAUGAAAUAUGCACACUUUGCAACAGCAGUACAAAAGAUAACAUGGAUAGAGAUCCAACCCUGCUCCCAAAUGCAAAUUACACAUAGAAACGGCCCAUGAGACAAUAAAAAUACACCUACAGAAAUGAAUAUGUGGAUCCAUUUAGUGCAUAAAGAAAAUUAAUUUCACCCAGUUCCUUUCCUGGUUUAAUCACUGACCCCGCAAAUAGAGCAACUGCCCCUGUCACUGAAAUGGACCAAUGUUCUUCUUUUUGAGCCAACAAGGCAAAACACAUCUGUGCCAAGGCUGGAGAGAGUUGCUUAUUGCCCUCCGGUAACAAUGAAAAUUACAAAAUAAUGUGGCAAAUCUUUACCCUGGUGAGACCUGCUUAGUCAUAAAUGGUUGGGCCUCUUCAGUGCCAGGAUAUUCCCCUUCCUCCUGAGUGAGCCGACAGCCUGGUUUGGAGACUUUGCUCUGUAAAUGCCCUCCUUAGGUUAUUACUCUUCAGCAUUUCCAAAUAUUGAACAGAUGGGACCAUUUCAAACAGUUGCUGUUGGUUUGUGUUUGUAGGGAACUCUUUUCAUAGGUUUUAUGCUACAAUAUAAUAUUUUUAAAUAAAAACAGAGUUUUAAACAUAGCUUUACUUUUUCUUACAAUGGAGUAUAGUUAGGCCCUAUUUCUGAAAGGCAGUGAUAAACUCAUUUUAUUUACACUCUUAAGCCUAUAUUGCAAAGGUCUGGAAUUGGUGGUUACCUAUUAACUGCAAUUGUUUGCUCUAAGUUUAAACAACGUCUGAUUAACACACAACUGUAGCGCUACAAAAGUGUCACAACAUUUUAUUGGCACAUACUUACUGCCCCAUUAGUGUCAUAAAUGUUUUUUUCCCCCUUGCAAUUCAAAAACUUUUCUAGGGCACUAGCAAUCAACCAGUUGAACUGAUAGAGAACCAGAAAGAAUGACUGAACUCUCACUGGCUUAAGAAGAACCAUAAAAAACCCCAGACGUGCUAUCAGGAGCCAUUUUUCCUUAGAUCUCUAAGGGUGUGUCUACACAGCAGUUAGACAUCUGUGGUUGGCCCAUGCCCUGUGGUUGGCUCUAGCUCCGGGGCUGUUUAAUUGCAGUGUAGACUUCUGGACGCCAGCUGAGACCUGGGGGGCUGUGAGGUGGGAGAGUCCCAGAGCUCAGGCUGCAGGGAGCUUGGAAAUCUACAGGACGCUUAAACAGCCCCCAGGUCCAGUCAGGUGAUACAGGCCAGCUAUAGAUGUCUAACUAUAGUGCAGGCACUAAGGCUAUGCCAGUGGAUAGCUGGAUAUUGGGUUGCAUGUCUGAGAAGAGUAUGUUCUCAAGUUGAGAAGGGUGAAGGCAGGGGUUCCCAAAAUAUGGGCCACGGCCCCUCACUCCUGGGUGGUCCACUGGUGUAACUGCAUGCUCCAGUCAAGCUCUUAAUAAAUGUUUAAUACCGUGUGACUCAUAUAAGCUAAGUAAACGCUACAUAAAUGUCGUGUUUUGAGCUGUAUAUGUUGGACAGAACAUAGAAUAAACUUUUUCUUUCUUUCUUUCUUUCUUAUUUUUUUUUAAAGAAGCUGCAAUAUGGCCGGUUUAAUUCUCGUGAGUACAGCGGUGCAUAUUACUGCAAAGUGACCUAGCAAUGUACACACAAGUCUGCCAUUUACAACUGUAAAAAACAGCCAGCAGUAUUUCAGUCUAAUCGGGGGGUCACUUUUUUUUUUUGGAAAAGGUUUUGAGAAGGGUGCAUGGGUGGAGAAGAUCAUCAAAGUCAUGGACCAGCUACAGCAAAACGAAAUGAGCCAGCCAAUAACAUAAAGUAAGUGUAAACAUGUAAGAUGAGACAUAGUUGAAGUUUGGAGUCUUCUUUAUGGGGUCAGAUGAGAACCCAUUGCCUCAGUGUGUUAUAAAGCAAAAGGAAACCUGCACGUUGUUUAGUCACAGUGUUAUAGUUUAUACCGAUGUAACAGUUAGGAUCAUUUUUCCUCCAGAAUUGUGAAUACUGGGCCACUGUGCCUAUUGCAGCUGCACAGGCAGACCUCGGGGGAAAAGUUUGGGGACCCCUGGGUGAAGGGCGUAGGCGACCAUGUAGAACAAGUGCAUAAAAUCGUUCAUGGUGAAUUUCUUGUAGUGUUGAAUUCAACUUUUAUAAAACUAUUAGUGGGCAAAAUCCUGAACUUCAAGAAUGAAAAACAUUAUUGACUUAAAUACGAAAAGAAAUCAUUAUCAAAGAGUUCAGGGCCUGCCUGGCAGGGCA
This is a messenger RNA of Chelonia mydas (Green sea turtle), 5158 nucleotides long. RefSeq names its product zinc finger protein 25-like. Gene Ontology annotation, biological process: negative regulation of transcription by RNA polymerase II; regulation of cytokine production; regulation of immune system process. The transcript is spliced from 5 exons. The record is from RefSeq and is a predicted model, not a curated record. Lineage: Eukaryota; Metazoa; Chordata; Testudines; Cheloniidae. The coding region runs from base 255 to 1424 and encodes 389 amino acids.